This is a messenger RNA of Eimeria acervulina, 2259 nucleotides long. RefSeq lists its product as hypothetical. The transcript has a single exon. Bases 1 to 2259 code for a protein of 752 amino acids. The record is from RefSeq and is a predicted model, not a curated record. NCBI's taxonomy places the organism in Eukaryota, Apicomplexa, Conoidasida, Eucoccidiorida, Eimeriidae.
AUGAGUUCAUCUAUAGACCGAACGUCUCAGCCGCAAAAGUACAACAGAACACAAACCAAAACAAAACCCCAAAAUACCUGUCCUGCGUAUGAAGGAGCUGUAGUGGCUGCUCUUGCUUCUGCAGCUGGAGCAGCAGCAGCAGCAGGAGCAGCAGCAGCACUAUCACCCACUCAACUUCAUCGUGCAUGGCCAAUCAUUGAGCGUGAGGGCAUAUCGAUAGCCUAUAAUCUGCACGUUCAUUGGGGGCCCCCCACGGGGCCCCUGCAGGAGUUUGAUGCAUCUUCUUCUAAGGGCCCCCCUGAGGGGGCCCAUUGUCACGAAGAGGAUUCAGAGACUGUCUUCACCUCAGCAAGGGCCCCUAGGGCGCCGUUUGGGGGCACCACCAAGGGCCUCUCUGAUGGGUUUCAGGGGCAUCUAGGUACGGGGGCCCCCCGGGAGGCCCCUCUGAGGCCUAUUUCGGGGUCCCCUAUGAGGGCUCCUCUGGGGUCCCCUCUGGGGGCCCCUCUGGGGGCCUCUAUGGGGGCCCCUUUGGGGGUUCGCUGCAGCAGCAGUGGUCUUAAGGCGCGAUGGCUGCAGGUGAUGGGGAGGAAAGCGCUGGAGGUUGCACUUUUGAUAUCGAGCGCUUCAGAAAAAAGUCACAACCAUCUUGUUUACUUACGCUUCAUGCAGAAGCAGCAGCAGCAGCAAGAGCAGCAGCAGCAACAACAACAAGGGCAGCAGGAUAUUGAACAUGGGUGCUGCUGUGGGCUCCACAGAUCUUUCGGCAUCUGCCAGCAUGUCGCUGCGCUGCUGCUGCUGCUUUCCCUUACAGACGUAAGCAGUGGAGCAGAUACUGCUGCUGCUGCUGCUGUUGCUGCUGACUCAGCAUCAGCAGCAGCAGGCCCUGCCGCAACGGAUUCAGGAACUGCUGCACCUGCAGCUGCUGUUCCUACAGGAGGAGCAGCAGGCUUUCCAGCUACUGUUUUAGGAACAGCUGAAGCAACAGCAGCAGCAGCAGCAGAUGCUGCUGCUGCUGUUGCUGCUGCUGCAGCUGCUGGGUCACCUUCAGGAUCGACGUUACCUCCAACACAGCCGCUGUCCUGCGGGUCGGAUCAACGCCUUUUCUCUUCUUCUACAGACAGAAUUUCUCUUAGCCUAUUAGAGGCAGCAACAGCAGCAGCAGCAGUAGCAGCAACAUUUUUAGCAGCACCCUCAGCAGCCGCAGUGUCCGCAGCAGCUGCAGCGCCAGUACCAGCAGCAGCAGCAGCACAAGCGGAAUUUUGCACGUUGGGAGCACCAGCAGGCGAAGCAUGUGGGGAAUCAAUGCGAUUGGAUCCUCUUGCUGCUGAGAGUGCAGCAGCAGCAGCAGCAUCUGCUGCUGCUGCACUCUCAGCAGCAGCACAAGAAGCUGAAUUCAACAACGCAAAGGAGGAUGUAGCUGCUGCUGCCUCGUGUCUCCUUCCUUAUGAGUCUCCUAGUUAUCUAGGAGCCAGUUCCAUGGAAUAUGCAGCAGCAACAACUGCAGCAGCAGCAGCUGCAGCAGCAGCAGCAACGGCACCAGCAGAGUCAGCAACAGCAACAGCAGAAGCACCCAUAGAGACGGAUGGUUGCGGGUAUGAUAAGUGUUCUGCUGAUGAAAUUGAGAGUGAUUAUGAUGAUUCACAGCUGCAGCAGCAGAGCAGCAGCAACACCGGCAGCAACAAAUGCAGCAACAGCCGCAGCAGCAACGGCAGCUGCUGCUGCGGCGGGCUCAGUGUUUGGAGCGUUCUUAGCAGGCAGCACGCUUUAGGGAAGGCAGCAUCAACUCCCAUUGCUCACCGCCGCAGCAGUUGGCUUUCAAAGAGAGACAGCAGCAGCAGCAAUUGCAGCAGCAACUGCAGCAGCAACGGCAGCAGCGGAAAGAGGCGCAGAAGCAACUGCAGCAGCAGAUUCCAUGAGGGUCUUCUGCUCAGCCCACUCACUUGCAAGCAUCAACCCCGGAGGCUACGAAGCCGCCAUUCCCUCACGGAUCUGCCCACGGGUUACACGGAGCAGCAGGAGCAGCAGCAGCAGCAGCAAGAGAAGCAGCAGCAGCAGCAGCAAGCCGUUGCUCCCCCUCAGAGUUCUUACCGCAGGGUGUCGGAUAGUUCUAAGUACUGCAGCAAAGGGGAGUCGCAGCUCUUAAGCAGCAGCAAGGAUGAGGCCUUUCCUCUUCUUGUCAGGGUUAGGGGUUCAGCUGCAUGCGAGCCUGGGGCCCCCCCUUUCAGCAGCAAAAUGGGGGGACCCCCUGGGGGCCCCUAG